AUGAUGGGUGGCCCUAACCCUGAGCUUCACCAGCAAAAAAAGAACCCAACCUGGCAACGUACAGGGAACAUGAAUCAAAAUUCUCGGGCUGGCGAUGACAUGGAACCACGGCUUAAACAUGGGAUCCCGAUGCAGGUGCUUCGAUCCCUCUUGCUUGCAACAUGGUUCAACUGCUGUUGUGUCGUCAUCCUAGUGACUCAGGUGCUCGGUGCUCCUCUCUAUCUAAUAAGCAGGGAUUAUUAUUAUGCAUAUAUGGCAUACACGAAGCAGUCUUUCGGGCUGGUCAUCACAGCUCUCACACAAUGGGGUUGUCCGACAUUUGUUCGCGUUAGUGGUGAUAAGAGUGUACAAGGACAGAUUCACCUGACAGAGGACGGCCGGUUGAAAACUGAAUUUCCCGAGCGCUUGGUAUUGAUUGCUAAUCACCAGGUCUAUACCGAUUGGAUUUACCUGUGGUGGGUUGCUUAUACGAACAUGAUGCAUGGCCGCAUUUUCAUCAUCCUCAAGGAGUCUCUCAAGUACAUCCCGAUUGUUGGUCAAGGUAUGACGUUCUACGGCUUUAUCUUCAUGGCUCGCAAAUGGCUAUCCGACAAACCCCGGCUACAGCAUCGGUUGGAGAAGUUGAAAACCCGGCAUUCAGGCUCCAAGUCAGAAUCGUCUGAAUACGACCCCAUGUGGCUGUUGAUCUUUCCUGAAGGGACAAAUUUGUCAAUUAACACUAAGAGGCGUAGUGACGAGUAUGGGCAAAGGCAAGGGUUUCCACCUUUAAAGCACGAGGUUCUCCCACGAUCGACCGGCCUUUUCUUUUGCCUACAACAAUUGAGGGGCACUGUUGAUUGGGUGUACGACUGCACCGUAGCCUAUGAAGGACCUCCAAAAGGAAGCUACCCGGAUAAAUACUUCACACUCCGAUCAACAUAUCUUCAGGGUAGACCCCCAACAUCCGUCAAUAUGUACUGGCGACGGUUUGCUGUAUCAGACAUACCCUUAGAUGACCAGAAGGAAUUCGAUGCCUGGCUCAGGGCCCGGUGGACGGAAAAGGACCAGCUGCUUGAGGAAUAUUUCGAGACGGGAAGAUUUCCGUCUGAUUUAGCUGGCUUUGUUGACGAUGUGGACGUUUCCGAAAGUCUAAAAGCUGCCGCUGCCGCUGGAUAUGUGGAAGUAUUUGUUAGACUGGGGCAUUGGAGUGAAAUCGGGCGUAUAUUUAUGACAUCCACCACACCUUCCGUGUCUCAUCGACUUUCAAAGGAAUACCUCUCACGCGCCAUGGCGUCCCUACGAAGUGAACACACGAAUGGCAUAAACAGCGAAACGCAUUCCACAGCUACAUCACUCCGGUUCUCGGACAUUCCUUCUGCCAUUGAUAUUCCUGCGUCCACCCUCGACAGUGAAGUCGAGGUUAGUCUGGAAGGUCUUCCGGACGAUCCUACGGAGCUCUGCACUUUACUGGAGAAUGAAAAGGCCGCAAAAAAUUUUUGGGUUAUUAUCGCGCUCGCUUAUGCCAAACAAAAGCAAAUCGACCAUGCUAUUGACAUCCUCAACAAAGGGUUAGCAUCAGUCGCCCAUGGAGCGACGAAAGAGAAGCUCGGCUUGCUGGGUUGGGUAUGCUGGCUGCUCAUGUUGAAGAGCCGACAAGCGCCCCGAGUGGCACCGGAAGGGGAAUUGUAUUCUGAGGCUAAAACUAAGGACCAUUACCUACAGCUGGCGACGUCGACAUUAAACGAGGCAUCUCGCCUGAACCCAGCUUUCCCGCCCCUGUUUCUAGCCCGUGGAGUGUUGUCCCUUUUGCGCGCAUCGUUGCAUCCCCCGAGGCCAGUUCGUCCUGGUACAGUUGACACGUCCGAACGAGUUGAGUCUCUUAGACAGGCUCUUAAAUGCUUCGAGGAGUCGUCAAAAGCCUUCGGGGGUCGAAACGUGAUGGCUAUCCUUGGUCGCGCAAGGGCACAGUAUAUGCUUGGAAGAUAUGCAGAGGCACUGGAAGGUUACCAGAAAGUUUUGAUGAAGAUGCCUGGUUUAACAGACCCUGAUCCUCGCAUUGGUAUUGGGUGCUGCCUGUGGCACCUGGGCUUUAAGGACCAGGCGAAAGCUGCGUGGGAGCGAGCUCUGUCAUUGAACCCUGACUCCAAAGUUGCCAAUAUUCUACUCGCCGUCUACUACCUCUACGAUAGUUCCCGACACGCCACGACGGAUCCUGCGUUUGGCUCUUUGUAUAAGGUGGCUAUGACCCAGUAUACACAAAAAGCUUUCAAAUUGGACAAAGAAUACCCCAUGACGGGCGCUUUGUUUGGGGGAUAUUUUCUUUUGAGGAAGUCAUACUCUACGGUUGAAACCUUAGCACGGAAAGCGAUCGAGCACACGGACGUGAUGCAAAUAGCUAGCGAUGGUUGGUUCCUGCUUGGUCGCAAGGCGCACUACGAAGGCGAUCUUCCUCGUGCUGCAGAGUUCUAUAACCGCUCUGACCAAGCUCGAGGUGGCGGUGAUAAGGGGUAUUUGCCUGCCAGGUUUGGCACAGUGCAGAUGCAAGUGUCUAAUAAAGAUUACGAUGGUGCCAAAUUUCGACUGGAGAAGAUUAUACAGCAAACCAAAAACCCAGAAUGCAUGAUACUGCUCGGAGCACUUUAUGCGGAGGAGGUCUUUGCUACCGAGAAGAUUGGUAGCAGGGAGGACAAGUCAGCCGAAGCUAAAAAGGCGAUCAGUCUCCUAGAAUCGGUUCGUGCCCUCUGGAAGGACGAAGGCAAAAAACUCUCCCCUGAUGAGUCAGUGUUGGUGUAUUUGGCUCGCUUGUAUGAGCGUACAGCCCCGGAGAAGAGCAUGCAGUGCCUGUCCCAGCUCGAGGAAUUGCAAUUGGCAGCAAUUGUUGAGGAUGAUCAUCCAGAAGGCCUUGAAAAUGAGGAGCAGGUUAAAGCUGCUCUUCGAGUAAACCUACCGCCACAGCUUCUCAGCAAUAUGGGUUGCUUUUUGUACCAGGCUGAGAAGGUAGAUCAAGCGCGGACUAUGUUCGAAACGGCGUUGAAUGCCUGCGUCCGGUCGCAGGAGAAAGAAAGCGAGCAUGACACGGACGCCCUGGUCACAACCAUUAGUUAUAACCUUGGACGGACAUACGAGGCCUCUGACAUGCCGGAAGAAGCUAAGAAGGUGUAUGAAGGUCUCCUGGAACGUCACAGUGACUAUACGGAAGCAAGCGCUAGGUUAACAUAUAUUGCCCUACGGCAGAGCCCCACGGAUGAGGGUCCCAAAAGGAUGGCCAAGCUGUAUGAAGCAGAUUCGACGAAUCUUGAGGUCCGUGCUUUGUUUGGUUGGUACCUCAGCAAGUCUAAAAAACGGGUUGCGAAUCUGGCCGAGGACCAGGAGCAACGCCACUACAAACAUACCCUGCAAUACUUCGACAAGCACGACCGCUACUCAUUGACUGGGAUGGGUAAUGUUCAUCUCAUGACAGCACGUGAUAUGCGCCGCGAGACCGAUCAAGAGAAAGAGAAGCGCCGGAAGAUGUACGAGAGGGCAGUGGAAUUCUUCGACAAAGCUCUUCAGUUAGAUCCUCAAAAUGCUUAUGCGGCCCAGGGUAUCGCCAUUGCUCUGGUAGAUGCUAAGAAGGACUACAGUACUGCAGUGCAUAUAUUUUCCAAGAUUCGGGACACUUUGAGAGACUCUAGUGUCUACCUAAACCUUGGGCAUGUAUAUGCGGAAUUACGGCAGCACACGCGAUCUAUCGAGCAUUACGAGGCGGCGCUGUCGAAAGACCGCGCUCGUGAUGCGCAAAUUCUAGCAUGCUUAGGCCGAGUAUGGCUGCUGAAGGGGAAACAAGAGAUAAGCUUGUCGGCUAUGAAGACCGCUCUGGAUUAUGCACGACGAGCGCAUGCUGUUGCGCCGUCCCAGGUGCAUCUGGAAUUUAAUGUGGCGUUCGUACAAAAUCAAAUCGCCUCUCUGGCAUACAGUUUACCGGAGACGCAGAAGACUGUGCAAGAUGUACAGGAUGCGUCUGAUGGCCUUCGUGAGGCGGUUGAAUCUUUUGGACGCAUUGCCCAGGCCAAGAACCCUCCUUACCCAGCGGGAGCCUUGGAACAACGAGCCAACAUGGGCAAGACAAUCAUCAAACAGCUCGAACGAGCCCUCCAGAGUCAGAAGGAGUACGAAGAAAAGAAUGCGGCCAAACUUCAGCAGGCACGCGAGGCCCGUGAAGCCGAGAUCCGGCGGCGUGAGGAGGAAGUUCGCAAGGCGCAAGAGGCAGAGCGCGAGCGUAAACAGCGAAUUGCAGAGGAACGGCAGCGGAUGGUGGAGGAGGCACAACGAUUAGCGGAGCAGCGGGCGGAGGAGGAACGUGCGCGGGAGGAAGCGGAGUUAACGACAGAAUCGGAGACAGGCGCUAAGGUGAAGCGCAAGAAGAAAUCAUCCUCGACGAAACGCAAGAAGAAGCGGGCAGAGGACGACUUCAUCAGUGACGGCGAAUCACCGACCAGGGCUGGAAGCUCAGAGCCAGAGAGCGAGGGCGAAUCGGCCCCCAAGAAACGGCGUCGACUGGAACGUCGAUCGGGCGGGAAAAUGCAGAGCAAGUACAAGAGCAGUGAACUGGUGGUGGACUCCGACGAGGAAGACGGGGCCGACGCCGCCACAACUCCGGCGGCGGAAUCCGAUCACGAUCAGGAGAUGGCUGAUACAGGUGAAGAUGGGGAGAACGUGAUUCAACGGCGCCGAGCGAAGGUGAAUCGCCGGAUUGCCGACGACGAAGAGGAAGAGGAAGAAGAGAACCAGCCCGGGACGGUGGCAGUAUCAGAGAAUGGGGACGACGAUGGUGCAGAUGAUCUGUUCAAUGACAACGCGGAUGGUGAUAAUGGUGCGGCGAUGGAAGAGUAA
Messenger RNA from Aspergillus nomiae NRRL 13137, 4851 nucleotides. Its product is annotated as putative RNA polymerase II transcription elongation factor (Ctr9). Gene Ontology annotation, molecular function: RNA polymerase II complex binding; acyltransferase activity. Bases 1 to 4851 code for a protein of 1616 amino acids. The transcript has 4 exons. Gene Ontology annotation, biological process: regulation of DNA-templated transcription. Gene Ontology annotation, cellular component: Cdc73/Paf1 complex. The record is from RefSeq and is a predicted model, not a curated record. NCBI's taxonomy places the organism in Eukaryota, Fungi, Ascomycota, Eurotiomycetes, Eurotiales, Aspergillaceae.